AUGACUCGAAUCACUGCUGUAAUCUUUCUGCUUUUGAGUGUUAUUGGAAUCGAUGCAGUAGAGCUCUACCAUGCUUCACAAGUCUCUAAUGUAACUCGCUUGGAAAAGCGUUCCCAAGUGAUGGAAGUUGAGAAGUUCAAAUGCAACGAAGCGACAUACAAGGAAGUCACUUUAUACGACUUUAUCUACACGCAUCACUGUUUUCCAAUGGGAUGGGGAGGCUUCUUAGAAAAAGUUCGCGAAGAAAUCAUGAUAAACGUAUCUCCGAAGCUAGUUGAAGAUGCUCAAAAUUUUCCAAUCGAACCACCUAUGCCCGACGUGUUUAAUGCCUUCAAAGUCAGCCACAACAAGGUAAGAGCUGUCAUUUUAGGCCAGGAUCCAACUCCUCAAGCUGGCAAAGCAACAGGCCUGGCGUUCAGCCUGAAUCCAGACGUUGAUCCAAGUGAAGUACCAAGUGUGUUCAACAUGCUCGUGGAGUUGAAGUGGGAAGGAUUCCCUGUGGGCUUGUCCAAUGGUGAUCUAACGCCCUGGUUAGAUCAGGGAGUCUUGCUGUUGAACUCAGCGUUAACAGUCCGACAAGGGCAAGCAAAUUCCCAUGAAGCAAUUUGGGCAGAGUUCACGAAAUCUCUAGUAGACUAUGUCAACAAAGCUUGCGAUUCAACAGCCUGGCUUCUCUGGGGAAACAAGGCAAAGAAUUUCGCAUAUUACAUCAACCCAACGAAGCAUUUAAUCAAGGCUGGAGCCCAUCCAAGGUUCACUACAGGCUUCUAUGGCAGGAAUUACUUCCAUUGUGCCAAUGAAUUCUUGCAGUCAAAAAAACGUGGUCAAAUAGACUGGAGAUUAUCUGAAAAACCGGGGUCUUUUGCCAAGUUAAUAGAGAGUUGCGAGGCCCACGGACUCGGCUAAUAAGAUAUGCGUGACCUGGAGUGAUUUUCUGUUUACAUGAAAAUUAUCAUUCCAGUAGCAUAUCAAGCUUUCAUUUUGCCAAAAUUAUUAUUUCUUGACGUAACUAAGAGAGAAUAUUGUAAUAUCGCAUAACUCAUGGAAAAAUCUCAUAAGGCUCACAGAAACUCGACAGGACCAGCAGAUAUUUGCUGUAACACUCAGAACCAACCCAGAGCGAUCCCCUACACUUCCUAGUACACGGUAGCGCUGUAAGAGUCUACUCAAUAAAUCUC
Messenger RNA from Orbicella faveolata, 1178 nucleotides. Its product is annotated as uracil-DNA glycosylase-like. The record is from RefSeq and is a predicted model, not a curated record. NCBI's taxonomy places the organism in Eukaryota, Metazoa, Cnidaria, Anthozoa, Scleractinia, Merulinidae.